AAAAUUGUGCCAAAUGCAGAGAAUUGUGUGUAGUGUUUUGAAAAAAAAAGUGUAUUUGAGUGUAAAGCGGGAAUUGUGUUUGUAGUUUAGCAGGAUUGGUUCAGGGUGUUGGUGCAUCAGAUACAUGUUGUCAUUGUGUCUGAAGUACAAGUAAUUGUGUGUAAAUAACUGGGAAAAACUGUAAAAGGGGUUUUUUCCUUCCCACUGUCAACAGAGUUCUUGCUCAUAAGGGGGUCAUGUGAUUGUUGGGGUUUUUGCUGUUUUCUUUUUAUUAUUGUAAGGUCUUUUCUUUACAAUAUAAAGGUACAACAUUUGCGGGAGUUGACCAUCUCAUUCUGAGCAGACUGAUGUUUUACAGCUGGAUGUUAAUGUUUGGGUGAUGUCAUGUUUAGUUUUCUGGUACACGUGUUGUCGGUUCUGUUUUAUAAAUAAAGUUCUUCAGUAAAAUCAAAAGAAAACUUCUGAUUUGAUUUUCGUGUUUUCCCAAUGACUCCAGCAGGGGGCAAAUAAGGAGCACAGUCCUAUUUUACAGAACUAGAAGAAGAAGGAGAGGAGGAGAUCUCGCGAUACUUCACUGGGCGGCAGUUGGUUCUUUGUGUGCAGCAGGGAACGUGCGUGUUAGGAUCGACAGAUCAUCUCAUCUUCCAACUGCGGAUCGAUAUCUGACCCAAUCACACCAGAUCACCUGUCCGGACUCCCACAGACGCAGUUAACUUCCUGAAUCAUUUCCAUGGCGCAAAGACGAGGACACAUCAGGUACCUGAAGGUGUGUGAGGUUCAGAACUCUCAGGGUGAUGUCAGAGACGCUUCGCUCGCCGCUAAAGGAGCUGCUGGAAAUGAGCUGUACGAUAACGGGUACGGCGAGCAGAUGAUGGAGGACGAAGACGCGCGCACGAACCUGAUUGUGAACUACCUGCCGCAGAGCAUGAGCCAGGACGAGCUACGCAGCCUCUUCAGCAGUGUUGGCGAGGUCGAGUCUGCCAAGCUCAUCCGCGACAAAGUGGCAGGCCACAGUUUAGGUUACGGCUUUGUUAACUUUGUUAACCCUAGUGAUGCAGAGAGGGCUAUCAGUACCCUCAAUGGCCUGAGGCUACAGUCUAAAACUAUCAAGGUUUCAUUUGCACGGCCGAGUUCGGACGCCAUCAAAGAUGCGAACCUGUAUAUCAGUGGUUUGCCACGGACUCUCAGUCAGCAGGACGUGGAGGACAUGUUCUCGCACUACGGUCGCAUCAUCAAUUCUAGAGUGUUAGUGGACCAGGCUUCAGGUCUGUCACGUGGCGUGGCCUUCAUCCGCUUUGAUAAGAGGGCUGAGGCCGAUGACGCUGUCAAACACCUGAACGGACACACGCCUCCCGGCAGCGCUGAGCCAAUCACGGUCAAGUUUGCUGCCAAUCCCAACCAGGCCAGGAACUCCCAGAUGAUGUCACAGAUGUAUCAUGGCCAAUCACGACGUUUUGGGGGGCCCGUCCAUCACCAGGCACAAAGGUUCCGGUUUUCUCCAAUGAGCACCGACCACAUGAGCGGAGGGGGUGGGGCCUCGGGGAGCUCAUCCUCUGGUUGGUGCAUCUUCAUCUACAACCUGGGCCAGGAAGCUGACGAGGCCAUGCUGUGGCAGAUGUUUGGCCCGUUCGGCGCAGUCUUGAAUGUGAAAGUGAUCCGAGAUUUUAACACCAAUAAGUGCAAAGGCUUUGGCUUUGUUACAAUGGCAAACUAUGAGGAAGCUGCCAUGGCGAUCCACAGCCUGAACGGGUACCGCCUGGGGGACAAAGUCCUGCAGGUCUCAUUCAAGACCAGCAAGGGGCACAAAUAGAGGAGGGGGCGAGGCUAAAACUAAUAACAGGUGUUUUUGUUUUUGUUUUUUGUCUGUUUUGUCAGUUUUUCCCAGCAUGCCCUGUUUCUUUAUGUCAGUAAGUAAUUUUUCUGACUGUGUGGGCGUUCAUCCACAAUAAAGGACUGAAACCUGCAGUAUGACUGACAGCUGACUGUCACCAUGGUUAUGAACAUAACUGGAGUUGUAUCAAUUUCUGCAGGUUUACAUUUGGGGUCAAAGGAUACGGAAACUAAAUCUGCUCUUUUCUGAUUUGAGUAAAACGUUCAGUUGGUUUUAUGUACAGUUUAUGUAAAUGAUGUCAUGGUAACCACUGACAACCGAUUAAAGGAUUAAAAGUUUGGACAGGUAACCUGACGUUAUCAUGUCAGGUGAUCAGGUCAGUGUUAGACGAUUAGUUUCAUGUUGUACAGGUGAGGUAGAGGAAUGCACCUGAUGAACAGGUAACUGAUGUGAAGUCAAUUUUCAUUUGUUUUAUUUUUGUAUUGCAGCUUCAUUGUGACAUUUAUUCAGCAAUAAAUCUGUUAUUGUGAAAACAUAA
Oreochromis niloticus (Nile tilapia) is the source of this 2369-nucleotide messenger RNA. RefSeq names its product ELAV-like protein 1. The record is from RefSeq and is a predicted model, not a curated record. The transcript is spliced from 8 exons. Gene Ontology annotation, cellular component: ribonucleoprotein complex. Gene Ontology annotation, molecular function: RNA binding. Bases 731 to 1810 code for a protein of 359 amino acids. Lineage: Eukaryota; Metazoa; Chordata; Actinopteri; Cichliformes; Cichlidae.